UUGCUCUCUAGACUCAUACAUCGCCAUCGCAGUCACCGUCUUCUUCUUCUUCCCCGUCUUUUUUGCUCUCUUUCGAGGGUUCUUUCGUGGAGAACAGCGCAGAUUUGAUCUCCCGGGGUAUUUUGAGCUGCACCCAUGUCUAAAGUCUUCGGCUUUUCCGGAGGUGAUGAUUUUUGCCCUGGGGGGUCAAUAUAUUCCAACCCCAAGGAAGCAAGUUUCUUCCUGUCUCUUGGCCAUGAAGUUGAUGUUUACUUUCCUCCUCGGAAGAGAUCACGCAUCAGUGCGCCAAUUGUUUUCAAUGGAGAAUGGUUUGAGCAGAUGCAGAAAACAUCUAUUGAAGCUUUGCCAGAUGAAUGCCUCUUUGAGAUCUUUAGAAGGUUGCCUGUCGGCAAAGAAAGGAGUGCAUGUGCUUCUGUGUCUAAGCGCUGGCUUAUGCUUCUAAGCAAUAUCUGUAAGAAUGAAAUCUGCAGCAACAAAAAUACCCUCCUAGAGGAGAGUGAAAAGGAGGGUGAUGAUGAAGAAUUUGGAGGUGAGGGUUACCUCUCUCGAAGCUUGGAAGGAAAGAAGGCAACGGAUGUUAGACUUGCUGCCAUUGCUGUUGGAACUGCAUCUCGAGGAGGAUUGGGGAAGCUUUCAAUCCGUGGAAGCAACAUGGAUCGUGGGGUGACUACUCUAGGUCUCAAAGCAGUUGCUCAUGGAUGUCCUUCUUUAAAGGCUCUUUCUCUAUGGAAUGUUGCUACCAUUGGUGAUGAAGGCCUAAUUGAGAUUGCUAAUGGAUGUCAAAAGCUAGAGAAGCUUGAUCUUUGCAAGUGCUCCUCAAUUUCUGACAAGGCUUUAGUUGCGGUUGCAAAGAACUGCCCGAAUCUGACCGAGUUAUCAUUAGAAUCUUGUCCUAACAUUGGUAAUGAAGGUCUACAAGCUAUUGGGAAGUUCUGCUCCAAUCUAAGGUCUAUAUCUAUCAAGGACUGCGCUGGUGUUGGUGAUCAGGGAAUUGCUGGCCUGUUUUCUUCAACUUCUUUGGUUCUGACAAAGGUGAAGCUCCAGGCACUGACUGUUUCUGAUCUCUCUCUUGCUGUUAUUGGACAUUAUGGCAAGACCGUUACUGAUCUUGUCCUUAAUUUCCUCCCAAAUGUCAGUGAGAGGGGGUUCUGGGUUAUGGGUAAUAGUAAUGGAUUGCAGAAACUAAAGUCACUCACAAUUGCAUCAUGCAGAGGGGUAACAGAUAUUGGGCUUGAAGCUGUAGGAAAGGGAUGUCCAAAUCUGAAAAGUGUACACCUUCAUAAGUGUGCAUUUCUUUCAGACAAUGGGUUGAUAUCAUUCACCAAGGCUGCUUCAUCACUUGAGAGCCUGCAAUUGGAAGAGUGCCACAGAAUUACCCAAUGUGGGUUUUUUGGUGUCCUUUUCAACUGUGGCACUAAAUUGAAGGCUCUUUCUCUGGUAAGCUGCUAUGGAAUCAAUGAUCUGAAUUUGGUAUUGUCACCGGUAUCUCCUUGUGAAUCUCUCCGUUCAUUAUCCAUCCGGAACUGCCCUGGAUUUGGCAAUGGUACCCUUUCUGUACUGGGAAAGCUGUGCCCUCAGAUUCAGCACAUUGAAUUGAGUGGACUCGACGGAGUGACAGAUGCAGGGUUUCUUCCACUGGUUGAGAGCUCUGAGGCUGGUCUGGUUAAAGUUAAUCUUAGUGGUUGCAUAAACCUUACAGAUAAAGUAGUUUCAUCCUUGGUCAAUCUGCAUGGUUGGACCCUUGAGAAUCUGAACCUUGAUGGUUGUAAAAAUAUUGGUGAUGCAAGCUUGAUGGCAAUUGCUGAAAAUUGCUCAUUGCUUUGUGACCUUGAUGUUUCCAAGUGUGCAAUCACUGAUGCUGGGAUAGCAGCCCUGGCACAGGCGAAACAAUUAAAUCUGCAGAUUCUUUCUUUGUCAGGUUGCACUUCGGUUUCAGACAGGAGCUUGCCGGCUUUGAGAAAAUUGGGCCACACCCUAUUGGGACUAAAUAUCAAGCAUUGCAAUGCAAUCAGCAGCAGCACUGUUGACAUGCUUGUGGAACUUCUCUGGAGGUGCGACAUCCUUUCUUGAGCUGGAAGAAUUAAUAUCGCUGUGCAAUUUAAGCCAGGAUCAGAACAAGCAGGAGGCUUGUUAGACAGCUGUUAUGAUUAGUAUUUCACAGUAGUUUUUGGGUCCAUUAACUGUGGGUCUUGAUCAUCCAGUGACUCGGUUCCCUUUUUCCAGAGUAUGCAGUCAUUUAACCUUUUUUUUUUGCAGUUUCCUAUAAUUGGAAAUCUGUUAGAAGUUUUUUUGGCAUCCUGUUGUGGAUAGCCACCUUUUAAAUGGCUGUAUAUCUCUGAGAACAUAGCCACCGGGUUCUGGAGUUAGGAAUCUUUCUUACUGAUGUUGGCACCUGAUGUUUUUAGCUCCGCUUUGCAUCAGUUUUGCCACCAUGUGCGUUUUAGUUCCCCAUCUAAGUUUUUUACAGUUAUCUGUAUCAGAGUCUGUCUAAAGUUGUUUACCACAUAUGCCACGUUUUUGAACCAUGUUCUUCACGUGAUGUUUGGGUCUCCCUUUUAUUCAAGGGGCAGUUUUAUAUUGCAGUGUAUGUGCUGUUUUUAGGCUGGUUGCAGUUGUCAGUUCAGAGUUAUGAUGCCUUGUCUUUUCUGGGGCUUUGGCCGUGGCAGCAAGUUAUACGGGUCUGUCAUGACAAUCUUCUCCCUUUGGGAAGGAUUGUUUUUUAUACCAAGCCCUAGUUUUUUUAGGCUUCAUUUUUUAUGAACUUGUCACUGCAACUUCUAUAUUGUGUGAUGAUGUUGAAAUCUGCCCUUUGUGCUGUAUGUUAUAUUGUGAAAAGUAAUGAAAUAAAAUUUGCAGUCUCAUUCC
Molecule: messenger RNA, 2865 nt
Organism: Gastrolobium bilobum
Lineage: Eukaryota; Viridiplantae; Streptophyta; Magnoliopsida; Fabales; Fabaceae
Product: EIN3-binding F-box protein 1
Exons: 2
Coding region: 136-2070 (644 amino acids)
Biological process (GO): SCF-dependent proteasomal ubiquitin-dependent protein catabolic process
Cellular component (GO): SCF ubiquitin ligase complex
Molecular function (GO): protein binding
Source: RefSeq, a predicted model, not a curated record